Diplodia corticola is the source of this 1317-nucleotide messenger RNA. RefSeq lists its product as uncharacterized. The transcript is spliced from 2 exons. NCBI's taxonomy places the organism in Eukaryota, Fungi, Ascomycota, Dothideomycetes, Botryosphaeriales, Botryosphaeriaceae. Bases 1 to 1317 code for a protein of 438 amino acids. The record is from RefSeq and is a predicted model, not a curated record.
AUGCUCUCCCCACGCAACCUGCUCCCCCUCCUCGCCGUCGCGUCCGUCUCGUUCUUUUCGUUCCUGUUCUACAGCACCAAUGUGCGGGAAUCGUGGAGGGGUUUGCCGCAGAAGAUCGGGCUGGGAGAGGCGGUAGCAGAGCCGCCGUCGUCAUCAUCGGCACCGUCCGCCGCCGCCGCCACCGCCGGCGGGGGAAGCGCGAACAGCGCAUCAUCCGGGGGAUCGUCGCCGAGCGAGCCCGCCCAAGCCGCAGGUCCCGCAAAGCCCAAGCAGACGUGGAGCUCGAUUCCGAAGUUCGAACCGGGUGUCGGCAUGCCGGCCGACUACAACUUCAGCACGGUGCUGGUGAUUCCGCGGACGAGCACCGAGGACGUGGGCUGGAUCGACGAGCACCUGCCCGACUACCAGACGGCGAUAUACGUCGCCGACGACAACAGCGCGCCGCUGCACCCGCCGAAGAACAAGGGACACGAGGUGAUGAUCUACCUGACGUGGGUCAUUGACAAUUACGCGGACCUGCCGGAUGUUGCGGUGUUUAUGCAUGCGCAUCGCUAUGCCUGGCACAACAGCGACAUGUUGGACUUGGAUGCCGUCGAGAUGAUCAAGCGGCUGAAUCCCAACCGCGUGCUGCGGGAAGGGUACAUGAACCUGCGCUGUCAUUGGGACCCGGGUUGCCCUGAUUGGAUGCACCCGGGCGAAGUGGAGGACGACGUCCAGAAGCACGAACAGAAGCUCCUCGCCAAGGCUUGGAGCGAGAUCUUCCCCCUGGACCCGAUCCCAGAGGUGUUGGCGCAGCCCUGCUGCGCGCAGUUCGCCCUCAGCCGCGACCGCAUCCGUUCGAUCCCGCUGCAGCGCUUCGUCGCGUACCGCGACUGGCUGCUGCGCACGCCGCUGUCGGACGCGCUGUCGGGCCGCAUAUGGGAGUACAUCUGGCAGUACGUCUUCACCGGGCGCAACGUCUACUGCCCGAUCCAGCACGUCUGCUACUGCGACGGCUUCGGCGUGUGCUUCGGCGACGAGGAAAAGUACAAGGACUGGACGAAUCUGCGCUUCGAGCAGAUUGGCUACGAGUACGAGCUGAGGGACUGGCACGACAAGGAGAAGCUCGUGGAGCAGUCGAUGGAGGACGGCAAUUUCGACGAGCUGGCCGAGAUUGACGUGCCCGAGGUCGGGCGGGACGUGUGGCUGGAAGAGGAGAUUGAGCGCAUCAGGCAAGACUUGAGAGAGAGGCGGGAUGCGGCGAUAGAGCGAGGCAACGACCCUCGAAUCAGAGCGCUGGACAGCGGGAGGGAGUGGAAGGAAGGAGAUUGGUUUUGA